Pygocentrus nattereri (red-bellied piranha) is the source of this 933-nucleotide messenger RNA. RefSeq names its product olfactory receptor 1-like. Bases 1 to 933 code for a protein of 310 amino acids. Gene Ontology annotation, molecular function: olfactory receptor activity; G protein-coupled receptor activity. The record is from RefSeq and is a predicted model, not a curated record. Gene Ontology annotation, cellular component: membrane. NCBI's taxonomy places the organism in Eukaryota, Metazoa, Chordata, Actinopteri, Characiformes, Serrasalmidae. Gene Ontology annotation, biological process: G protein-coupled receptor signaling pathway. The transcript has a single exon.
AUGGCAGCUAAUCUAAGCUCCAUGCAGUCAGUUUCCACAACAAAUGCAACAUUUGUUCGUCCUUCUGCAUUUUACAUCAAUGGAUUUCAUAAUAUUCCACAUGCAAAGUACUACUAUAUGUUUCUGUGUAUUGUUUAUGCUGUGACUGUUUUGGGGAAUUCUUUUAUAAUUGGCGUCAUCUACCUGGCACAUACUCUGCAUACAGCAAAGUAUAUAGCUGUGUUUAACCUGGCCUUGUCUGAUCUAGGUGGAAGCUCUGCUCUCAUUCCAAAGCUUGUGGACAUGUUUCUGUUUGAGAAUCAGUACAUAUCUUAUGAAGAUUGUCUGGCAAACAUGUUUUUUGUUUUUUUCUUUUUGGCCCUGCAGUCUUUUAGUCUGCUUGUUCUGGCUUAUGACAGAGUAGUUGCUAUAUGUUUUCCUCUGAGAUACCAUGCUAUUGUGACCAAAGCCACGAUGACUAUGAUUAUUGGUGUUAUGUGGAUUGUCUCUGUGUUCAUCUUUGUUCUUUUUGUAGCUCUGGUUACCAGACUGUCCUUCUGUAGAUCUAUUGUUGUUGACAGUUAUUUCUGUGAUAACGGUCCCAUAUUUAGAAUAGCAUGUAAUGAUAACUCUGUGAACAGGAUAAUGGGGCUUGUCUGUAUUGCUGUAGUUAUUUACAUUCCAUUGGCAUUAAUAACUUUAUCUUAUUUCAUAAUUGGUUUUGCUUUGCUUAAGAUGUCACGUGGGUUUGAAAGAAUCAAAGCUAUGAAAACGUGCACGGCCCACCUCAUAUUAGUGGCUAUAGGUUAUCUACCAAUUUCAAGCAUUUAUGUUGCAGCUUAUAUAACACCUAUAAAUCCAAACGUACGAAUCUUCAAUACUGCCCUGACACAAACCAUACCACCAAUGCUAAAUCCCAUCAUUUAUGCUCUAAAUACAGAGGAAGUCAUGUAG